AUGUGUAUUGUCAGGGGUGUGGCUCACCGACACCACGACGACUACCCCUUCAACCUUAGACCUAUUGAGGAAGAUGAUUUAUUCCAAUAUCAACGAUAUCGGUGGUUGAGUGGAGAACCCGAAAAACUAGGAAUGCGUUAUCGCAGAUUUAACCUGCAGGCUCUUCUGAAUGCCUCUGCUAAACCUGGUGGAGAUGCCGGAACGACUUGUGUAAAGUUGCUCAAAUGCGUCGAGGGACAGUUUAAUAAGGCUUUUCUAUUCAAUUUUACAGUGUUCUCAUCCGCGAUUGCUGGAAUAUCAGCCUCGCCAUACCCUGAUGAUCAAAUGAAAGAGGAAAAAAUGCUUCUAGAGCAUUACUAUGAUGUCACAAAGACAAACGAUCCUAUCAGAAGGCAACUUCUCAACGAUCCACUUCACGAGCUGAAAUAA
Molecule: messenger RNA, 429 nt
Organism: Penicillium roqueforti
Lineage: Eukaryota; Fungi; Ascomycota; Eurotiomycetes; Eurotiales; Aspergillaceae
Exons: 4
Coding region: 1-429 (142 amino acids)
Source: RefSeq, a predicted model, not a curated record